GGGAGCAGCCUCCCUCUUCCCCACCCAACCCGCAAAUCCCCAAAUCGAACCCGCCGCCUCCCAAACCCUCGCUCUCCCAGCCCCAAGAACCUCGCCGCCGCCGCCGCCGCCUUCGGCCACCGGCCACCGCCGCCUCCCGACCGGCCGCCAUGGCGCGAAACGAGGAGAAGGCUCAGUCCAUGCUGAACCGCUUCAUCACGAUGAAGCAGGAGGAGAAGCGGAAGCCACGGGAGCGGCGGCCGUACCUCGCCUCCGAGUGCCGCGACCUCGCCGACGCCGAGCGGUGGCGCUCCGAGAUCCUCCGCGAGAUCGGCGCCAAGGUCGCCGAGAUCCAGAACGAGGGCCUCGGGGAGCACCGCCUCCGCGACCUCAACGACGAGAUCAACAAGCUCCUCCGCGAGCGCGGCCACUGGGAGCGCCGCAUCGUCGAGCUCGGCGGCCGCGACCACUCCCGCAGCUCCAACGCGCCCCUCAUGACCGACCUCGACGGCAACAUCGUCGCCAUACCCAACCCCUCCGGCCGCGGCCCCGGGUACCGCUACUUCGGCGCCGCCAAGAAGCUCCCUGGCGUCCGUGAGCUCUUCGACAAGCCACCCGAGGUCCGUAAGCGGCGGACCCGCUAUGAGAUCCACAAGCGCAUCAACGCAGGGUACUACGGUUACUACGACGACGAAGACGGCAUGCUAGAGCGGCUCGAGGCCGUUGCCGAGAAGCGCAUGCGCAAUGAGGUCAUCACUGAGUGGCACCGUGUGGAGCGGGUGCGGCGGGAGGCCAUGAAGGGGGUAGUGAGCGGCGAGGUGGCCUCGGCAGGUGGGCGCGGCGGGGAGGCUGCUAGGGAGGUGCUGUUCGAGGAGGUGGAGGAGGAGGUUGAGGAGGAGAGGAGGCUGGAGGAGGAGAAGAGGGAGAGAGAGAAGGGCGAGGAGGCUGGGAAGGAGUUUAUCGCGCAUGUGCCGCUACCCGAUGAGAAGGAGAUUGAGCGGAUGGUGUUGGAGCGGAAGAAGAAGGAGCUGCUGAGCAAGUACACCAGCGACGCCCUGCAGGUUGAGCAGGAAGAGGCCAAGGAGAUGCUCAAUGUGCGCCGCUAGGAGAGAUGGUUGGCUAUUGUUGGAAUCUUCAUGAUCUGAAACUUCAGCACUGAAGUACAACGAACACCCAUGCGAUGCUGACGCUGAAGCGCAGGAAAACAAGGAGGAGCCCGUUUUGCAGCGCAUUCAUGAACGCAGCCCUGGCAAACAUCUGUUGUUAAAGAAAAAGCAGGGCUUCCCUGUGUUUUAUCCAUUUUAUCACUAACCUUGAUGAGUGGUGAGUGAUGGCGAAGCACUUACAUAUUCGUAAUGUAAACCAGAGUUCUAGUGCACUGCAUGCUUUUAGUGUACUCUCUAAUUACUCUUUAUAGCUGAUUAGCUUCUAAAAUUUUAGUUGUAUACUGGAGAAUAUGUACUUCGUCUGUUUUCCGGCUUCUAUGAUGUGCAAGAGAAUCCAUGUUAUA
Messenger RNA from Oryza sativa Japonica Group (Japanese rice), 1489 nucleotides. RefSeq lists its product as uncharacterized. Lineage: Eukaryota; Viridiplantae; Streptophyta; Magnoliopsida; Poales; Poaceae. Gene Ontology annotation, biological process: generation of catalytic spliceosome for second transesterification step; mRNA 3'-splice site recognition. The record is from RefSeq and is a predicted model, not a curated record. Gene Ontology annotation, cellular component: post-spliceosomal complex; Prp19 complex; post-mRNA release spliceosomal complex.